GAGGAAUUGACUGCGAGUCUGCACAAUUUCAAGACCAAAGCCUUUAAAAAAUCCAAAGUCUGUGGAGUUUGCAAACAAACGAUCGAUGGUCAAGGUAGUUCGUGCCGAGCCUGCAAGUACUCUUGCCACAAGAAAUGUGAAGCUAAGGUGGUGAGUCCCUGCUGUGUGCAAGUCCACCCAGAGCAGGCUCCGGGGAGUUCUGUGCUGUCCACUUCUCCCUGCUGUGACACACUGUCGCGGCCUGCCGUACUAAGCCCCGCCAUGGAGAACAGCCCCGAGCUUGACCUCACGUAUGUCACAGAGCGCAUCAUCGCAGUGUCCUUCCCUGCCAGCUGCUCCGAGGAGUCCUACCUGCACAGCCUGCAGGAGGUCACACGCAUGCUCAAGUCCAAGCACGGGGACAACUACCUGGUAUUAAACCUUUCGGAAAAGAGAUACGACCUCACGAAGCUUAACCCAAAGAUUAUGGACAUGGGCUGGCCGGAGCUGCACGCACCACCCCUGGACAAGAUGUGCACCAUAUGCAAGGCGCAGGAGUCCUGGCUGAACAGCGACCCCCAGCACGUGGUUGUCAUUCACUGCAGGGGCGGGAAAGGACGCAUCGGAGUGGUUAUAUCUUCCUACAUGCACUUCACCAACGUCUCAGCCAGCGCUGACCAGGCCCUUGACAGAUUUGCAAUGAAGAAGUUUUACGAUGACAAAGUUUCAGCUUUAAUGCAGCCCUCUCAGAAACGCUACGUGCAGUUUCUCAGCGGGCUCUUGUCAGGAUCCGUGAAGAUGAAUGCCUCACCCCUGUUUCUGCACUUUGUCAUCCUCCACGGCGUCCCCAACUUUGACACAGGGGGAGCGUGCCGGCCUUUCCUGAAGCUCUACCAGGCGAUGCAGCCCGUGUACACGUCAGGGAUCUACAACGUCGGCCCAGAAAACCCUAGCAGGGUCUGCAUCGUCAUUGAGCCAGCUCAACUUCUGAAGGGUGACAUCAUGGUGAAAUGCUAUCACAAGAAGUACCGCUCGGCCACCCGUGACGUUGUCUUCCGCCUGCAGUUCCACACUGGGGCGGUGCAGGGCUGCGGGCUCGUGUUCGGGAAGGAGGACCUGGAUGGCGCCAGCACAGAUGACCGUUUUCCUGACUACGGGAAGAUUGAACUAGUCUUUUCGGCCACGCCUGAGAAGAUUCAAGGGUCUGAACACUUGCACAACGACCACAGCGUGAUCGUAGACUACAACACGGCUGACCCGUUGAUCCGCUGGGACUCAUACGAGAACCUGGGUGCAGAUGGAGAAGUGCUGCACACACAGGGCCCUGUUGAUGGCAGCCUUUAUGCGAAGGUGAGGAAGAAAAGUGCCUCGGACCCCGGAAUCCCAGGAGGCCCUCAGGCUGGCCCUACCACCAGCAGCCCAGACCACAGUGACCAUACCCUCUCGGUCAGCAGUGACUCGGGCCACUCCACAGCCUCGGUCAGAACCGAUAAGACUGAAGAGCGCCUGGCACCAGGAGCCAAGCGGGGCCUGAGCCCCCAGGAGAAGGCCGAGCUGGACCAGCUGCUCAGCGGCUUCGGCCUGGAAGACUCUGGGAGUGCUCUCAAGGAAAUGACGGAUGCCCCCAGCAAAUACAGUGGAGCUCGCCACGUGGUGCCGGCCCAGGUCCACGUGAACGGAGACGCCGCCCCAAAGGACCGGGAGACUGACAUCCUGGACGACGAGAUGCCCCACCAUGACCUGCACAGCGUGGACAGUCUCGGGACACUGUCCUCCUCAGAGGGGCCACAGUCAACUCCCAUGGGCCCCUUCACUUGCCACAAGAGCAGCCAGAACUCUCUCCUAUCCGAUGGGUUUGGCAGCAGUGUUGGUGAGGAGCAGCAUAGUGCCCCGGCACCUGACCUGGGCCUGGCCACGGAUGCCCUGUAUGAGAGGGAGCGGGUGUUCGGGAGCCGAGAGCCCCGGCAGCCCCAGGCCUCAUUGUGCAAACCAUCGGUAUCAGCGCAGACGCAGGCCUUCGGGCCCAGUGGCUACUCCACGCAGACCUGGGUGAGGCAGCAGCAGAUGGUGGCCGCGCAGCACUACAGCUUUGCCCCCGAUGGUCCGGGGCUCAGCCCUGCCCGGCCUGGAGCUCCACUGACACCCAGCCGCACCAGCAGCAGAGUAGUGGUGCAGAGGGGCAUGGGCAGUGGGCCGCAUGCCCCGGACACACAGCAGCCCUCUCCUGGCAGAGGGUUCAAACCCAGGUUUUCAGAGGCUGGAGUGAUGAAUGGAGCCACAGCAGAGCCGAGCACGGGCCCCUCCCCAGGCUCCCCCACCCUCGAUAUCGACCAGUCCAUAGAGCAGCUCAACAGGCUCAUCUUGGAGCUGGACCCCACCUUCGAGCCCAUCCCAACCCACAUGAGCUCCUUGUGCAGCCGGGCCAAUGGCUCUGUGGCCCCUGAUGGCCUGGGCAAUGGGCGCCGAGCCAGCAGCAGAGUACCUGAUGCAGGAGAGGACCCUGGACGUACACCUGGGCGGCAAGGCUCCCCAGGUGACGAGCCACUGGGCGGAAGACUCCGGAAGCUGAGCCUUGGGCAGUAUGACAAUGAUGGUGGGGGGCAACUGUCCUUCUCCAAGUGUGGAUGGGGAAAGGCUGGGGGAGACCAAGCUCCGGGCCUGGCGCCUUUCUCUUCUCCAGCAGACGUUAAAGAGACAAUGAUCGCCACCUAUGCUCCAGACCUUGAUAUGAUCGACGGCAGGAUUUUAAGUAGCAAGGAGGCCCUGUGUCUGACUCCAGCAUUUCCCGUGUCUCCAGAAACAUCGUAUGUGAAGACACCCCCGCGAUACCCUCCGUUCAGCCCGCCCGAGUCCCAGAUGGGCAGCCCCACCAGCCUGCACAAAGGAGGACAUGAACCACGAGGCUGCCCUGACACGCUCAGCCACGCUGUGGGGAUGUCAGAGAGCCCCGUCGGACCCAAGCCCGCCAUGCUCCGGGCCGAUGUGCCCACACCGCCCUCUUUUCAGCAGGCGUUUGCCUCUUCCUGCACGAUUUCAAGCAAUGGCCCCGGCCAGCGGAGGGACAGCCCAUCUGCUGUAGACCGCCAGUGGGUGGAGAGCAGCCCCAGGUCCACCCUCUCCCUGCUUGGGAGCAGCCGGCCUACAGGAAGUACCCUGGGCACCAGCGAGUUCUCCGGCCCCAGCAAGGACUCCCCGGUGCUGUCAUGCUUCCCGCCCUCGGAGCUCCAGGCCUCUUACCGCAGUCGCGAGCUGUCCCUGGCUGAUCCACCAGAAGCUCUGGCUCCCCUGAGCGGCCAAGCCUUUCUGGGCUUUGGCACCGCCCCAGGGGGCAGUUGCAUCCCACCCACGGAAGACCCAGGGGCCUUGCUGGUCAAUUCCCACAGGGUGUCCCCAGCCCCUGGCGCCCCGCUGACAGUGGCAGGGGGUGGGGGCUUCCUGUCUCACAACUUUCUCACAGUGGCGCCUGGACACAGUGGCCCCCACAGUGCAGGCUUACAGGGCCAGGGCGUGGUGCUGACAGGGCAGCCACCCCUCCCUGAGAAAAAGCGGGCCUCAGAAGGGGACCGUUCUUUGGGCUCCGUGUCCCCCUCAUCCAGCGGCUUCUCCAGCCCCCACAGUGGCAGCACCGUCAGCAUCCCCUUCCCAAAUGUCCUGCCUGACUUCUCCAAGACGCCAGAGGCAGCCUCACCUUUGCCAGAUAGUCCAAGUGAUAAGCUUGUGAUCGUGAAAUUUGUUCAAGACACUUCCAAGUUCUGGUACAAGGCAGAUAUUUCAAGAGAACAAGCGAUUGCCAUGCUGAAGGACAAGGAGCCCGGGUCCUUCAUCGUUCGGGACAGCCACUCCUUCCGAGGUGCCUAUGGCCUGGCUGUGAAGGUCGCCACACCGCCUCCUUCCGUUCUGCAACUGAACAAAAAAGGUGGAGAUUUGGCCAAUGAACUUGUCCGCCACUUUCUGAUUGAGUGUACCCCAAAGGGAGUGCGGUUGAAAGGGUGCUCAAAUGAACCCUACUUUGGGAGCCUGACGGCCUUGGUGUGCCAGCAUUCCAUCACGCCCCUGGCCUUGCCGUGCAAGCUGCUCAUUCCGGAGAGAGACCCCCUGGAGGAAAUAGCAGAAAGUUCUCCCCAAACGGCAGCCAAUUCAGCAGCUGAGCUUUUGAAGCAAGGAGCAGCCUGCAACGUGUGGUACUUGAACUCUGUGGAGAUGGAGUCUCUCACCGGACACCAAGCAGUCCAGAAGGCCCUGAGCAUGACUCUGGUCCAGGAGCCGCCCCCCGUGUCCACAGUCGUGCAUUUCAAGGUGUCAGCCCAGGGGAUCACCCUGACGGACAACCAGAGGAAGCUCUUCUUCCGGAGGCAUUACCCCGUGAACAGCGUAAUUUUCUGUGCCUUAGACCCACAAGACAGGAAGUGGAUCAAAGAUAACCCUUCCUCAAAAGUCUUUGGAUUCGUGGCCCGGAAACAGGGCAGUGCCACAGACAACGUGUGCCACCUGUUUGCAGAACACGACCCCGAGCAGCCCGCCAGUGCCAUUGUCAACUUUGUGUCAAAGGUCAUGAUUGGCUCUCCAAAAAAGAUCUGAGGGUCCAGACCUGAUGGACAGCUGUCACAGCCCUCCAG
Molecule: messenger RNA, 4595 nt
Organism: Tupaia belangeri chinensis (Chinese tree shrew)
Lineage: Eukaryota; Metazoa; Chordata; Mammalia; Scandentia; Tupaiidae
Gene: TNS3
Product: tensin 3
Biological process (GO): dephosphorylation
Cellular component (GO): focal adhesion
Molecular function (GO): protein binding
Source: RefSeq, a predicted model, not a curated record